Messenger RNA from Condylostylus longicornis, 11947 nucleotides. RefSeq lists its product as uncharacterized. Bases 68 to 11344 code for a protein of 3758 amino acids. NCBI's taxonomy places the organism in Eukaryota, Metazoa, Arthropoda, Insecta, Diptera, Dolichopodidae. The record is from RefSeq and is a predicted model, not a curated record. Gene Ontology annotation, cellular component: cytoskeleton; focal adhesion. The transcript has 17 exons. Gene Ontology annotation, biological process: signal complex assembly; protein phosphorylation. Gene Ontology annotation, molecular function: protein tyrosine kinase activity; ATP binding.
AAUAAAAACAAACAUAAUUUGAGUAAUUUGUGCGUUUUAACUGAUUUUUUUUCCAAUUUUAUUUAAUAUGUUAUCGCGAUCAAUAUUAAAAACAUAUUACAACUCAUCACCAUUAGAAAAUUCGAGUAAUUCAACGAAAACAGAAAAAACUGUUGCAACGCCUACUACAAAAUCAUCUGAGUAUGAAAAUAUUAAGAUAAAUCAGGAAACUAAUAAAACAGUUAUUAAAAUGAACCACAAUAUUAGCAAUAUAAAUGAUGAUGUCGACCAACCAACAAAUCGACAUAAUUCUAUACAAAAAAUAGAACCUGCCGGUAUAAAAAACAACUGCAGCAAAACCAAUAAUAAUAGCUAUAAUAUUACGACAAAAGAAUUGGCAUAUGAAAGUGAUGUUGACGGUGUUCCUCAUAUUCGUUCUAGAAGUAAUGAACAACAACAGCUACAAAAACCAUCCCAAAAUGAUUUCGCAUCAAAUCGACGCAUAAAUAAAAAUACAAAUUUUGCUAUUAAUAGUAACAAUAAUAAAAGUAAUGAUGUCAUUAGUAGAAAACCACCAUUAAUGGUAAAAAUUAAUUAUGACAAUAAUAAUUCUUCUUUAAAUCCGGAAUCAGUAACUCCAUCAAGUAAUACAAAUAAUAAUAAUAACUAUAAUAAUAAUCAAAAUGCAAAUAAUGCUAAUAAUAAUAAUAACAAUAAUAACAAUAAUAAUAAUAUAAAUAUUAACAUUCCAACAAAUAUUAUAAAUUUAGACAAAAAUCGAAUUCCUGUACGUAAAAGGAGAAGACCAGCGCCAAAAUUUUUUACCCGUCCAUUAAGUUUACCAUCAAAUUUUAAUUUAACAAGACGUAUAUCAACUGCCUUACAACGACAACAUAGCACUGAUUCAUCACAACCAACAUCAAAAUCAGCAAAUGGAAAUAGUAAUGAAUUAAAAUCAUUAUCAAAUUUAAACCAUUUAGAUGAUUUCCAAUUAAAUUUACAAAUGAUUAAAGAGCUUGAGGAUGAAAUUUAUAAGCAAAGAGAGUUAUUAUAUGGCGGUAGUAAUCGUCGUCAAUGUAAAUUUAAGGAACAACAAGAAAAUGGUAAAAUACUCGAUGGUUGUGCUAUACGUUGUUCACAUAGAAGGGAGCAACAACUAAAUAUAUUAGAUGAAAGACAAGACAAAAACAGAAAGACUGAAAAUUAUACUUGUAAUAGUAAUAAUUUAAAUUUUAAUAAUAAUGAUACUACAAUUGUAUUUAAUCACGAUAUAUGCCCACGCAUUAUUAAUACUACCACAAACAAAAAUUCUGAUGCUACCAACUCAAAUCAUAAAAAUAAACCAGUUUUACUUGUUAAUACAAAAAAUUUUGAGCCAUUAUUAUUACGACCAAUCGAUGAUAAUUCAAAAAAUUCACCAAAUACUGUAGAGAACCAAUUAAAUUUGUAUGAUAAUGUACAUGGCUGUUUUUUAAAUUGUAAUAACAAUAAUAAUUAUUAUAAUAAUAUCAGUAGUAAUAACAUUUAUGUUAAUAGUAAUACAUCAAAUAAUAAUAAUAGUAUUAAUAAAAAUCAUAAUAAUAACACUAAUCGUAAUGAAAAUGCAAGUAAUUUAAUUAUAUCAAAUCAAAUAAAUUCAAUAAAACCUUCAACAACAACACAACCGCAAGAAGCUACCGUCCUAGAAUUAAAUACAUCAUCCAUAUUUCAAAAUGAUGUAAAUAAUGGAAACAUAUCAGUUAAUGAUGGUCAAAAUAAAUCCAUUUUAAUUGUUGAUAACACAAAAUAUUAUCCAGUUUUUAAACGUUACGAUAUAAAUGAAAUUGAAUUAAAAAAAUUGUGUGAUAAAAGUAAAUUAAAAUAUAUUGAUAAAUUAAUUGUGGUUACAAGUUCAAAUGCAGUUUCAAAUCAUGAAAUUAAUAAUGAUAAUCAACAUUCAGAUCAAAAACAAAAUUUAUGGGAUAUAAAUAAUGUUAAAGAAACAAAGUUAAAAACAUAUAGUUAUAAUAAUGAAGAAGAAAGCGAUGAAAAAUGUGAAAAUAGUUAUUCAAAAAUUAUUGAGUCCGAUUUAAAUUGUAAACUUAAAAUACUUAAAGUACAUAAUCAAGGUUCAAAUAAAGACAUUAAAUAUUCUCCUCCUGAAAAUAGCAAUAAUAGUAAUAACAGAAAUCAAAACACUUAUGAUAAUAGUAAUUGUAAUAGUAAUAACAUCGUAAGCAAUCAAGAACAAAGUGAAAGUGAUUCAAAUAGUUUAAGAAAUAAUUUAAAUAUUCAUCCAAAUAAAAAAUAUUAUGAGCACAUUGAUAAUUUAAAAAAUUUAGCUGAUAAUGAAAAUAACGAUGAUGAUUUAACAUUUGAUUUUCUUUUAAAAUUACCUAAAUCUGGAAGUUCAAGUUCGAAUUCUAAAGAUGUUGAAAAUGUAUUAUAUUUCAUCCUCGCCAUUUUCCUCACAGAUAAGCUACCAAAUUUAUCAUCAAAAGAGGAUUGUCACAGACUAAUUGAUUUUUCAAAUGAGCUAGCAUUAUUUGAAGCACUCAACGAUAAUAAUAAUAUGAAGGAUUUAAGUGACGUUUGUAGUCAUAUGAAUAAUUUAAAAAUGAAAAAUGAUAAAAAUGAAAAUGUGUCUUUUAAACAUGAUAUAACAAUGUCCAAUCGAAUAACAACUGCCAAGGCAGCAACCGUAGGAAAAACUAUUACAAAAGCAAAUAUUUUUAUUGUUGAUCGGCCGCCACCAAAAUAUUCAAAUUCAAGGCUGUUCAUUAACUCAAAUCAACAGGAAGACAAAUCAAAAAGAGAGAAUAUCAACGAAAUUAAAGUUAAAGAAAGAAUGUCAUCAACAUCAUCAACAACACCAUCGACAUCAACAACUAUGACACACUUGCCAGAUUUAACAGAAGAGGUUGAAAUGAUUCCAUUAUUUUUAGAAACAGUCGCAUCAUCAGAAUCAAAAACAUUAUACUUAAAUUCAGAUAAAAUGACAACACCAUUAUCUAUAUCGUCUAUGCCAGUUGUUGAAUGUAAUUCUUCGGCACCUAAUAAAUUUAAAAGAUUUUUCAUGAUGAAACAACAAAAUUUAAGUAAUUUUAUGUGGAAAAAAAGACGUCGUAAAAAUGACCCUCAACAAUCAUCAUCUUCAAAUUCGCCAUCAUUAUUUCCAUCAACAGUGAAAGCAUCUUCAUCGAAUUUUUAUCAAUUAAAUGAUAUUCACCAUCAAAAUCAAUACAAUGACGAUUUUCAAAAUAGUUCUAAUGAAAAAAUUCAAAAGAAUUCUGAAAAUAUUUCAACAUUUCAAAAAACACCAAAUCAUGUUGAAAUUAAUAAUAAUUUAAAUACUCUAAGUGAUAUUGAUAAUUAUAUUGAUGAUUUUAAACAAAAUAAUAAUAUCUCCAUCCCAAAUUCGCCUGCGUUAGCAUUAAGAUUAUCAAAAUUUUCAUUAUCAUCAAGUGAACCAAUGUUACCAAUUGCAAUUAAAACUCCAGAUAGUAUUGAUGAAAUUACAAAUGAUAAUGAUAAUUGUGCCAAAAAUGUUAUAUCAAGUAAUUCUAAAAUGAAAAAUAAAAAUUCCAUUAUUCCAUUCUGUAGAAAUUUAAGUGUUGAUGAUUUAAAUCAAACAAAUAAAAAUAGAAGUACUGCAUCAGCAUCUAAUUUAACAUUUACAUCGAUUACAUCAUCACCGCAUUUAUUCAAACGUUUGAGUAGAAGAUUUUCAUUUAAUCGUUCUGAUGAGAAAAAAGUUGCUGAACAGCAACAUCUAAAUUCAUCAUAUUCUACGUCCAUAACAGAUUCCUUAACUACAAGUGAAUCAAAUCCAAAUGUAAGCAUUAGUGAUUCAAUUAGAAGUAAUUGUAAUAGUAAUAAAGAUGAUCAUGAUGAAAAGAUUAAUUCAUUACCAAUAACAGGAAAAAUUUGCUUAAGACAAUCAAUAAGAGGACUUGCAUCAUCAUCAACAAAAAUCGGUCGGAAUAUAAAAACUACUGUUAAUAGAACAAAUAAAAAUUGGUCACGGCAAAGUUCGACAGAUAGUGAAUCUACGUAUUUUAUAAAAAAUACUACGAAUAAUAACAGCAAUAUUGAAGAUAAUAAUUUUAAUAAUAAUUAUAGGAAAAAUAAAAGUGUACAAAAUUUAAAAAAGUCAUCGAGUUCAAAUAAUACCCCGAAGAGAUUUUAUGAAUUUGAAUUUACCAAUGAAUUUAAUAGCGAUAAUCAAGCCGCUACGAAUAAAAAUAGUGCCUUAAACGAAAAUUUAAAACAAGAUCAGAAACAACAACAGCAAUAUCAACAACCUGAGCAACAAUUACUUCCUGCAAUAUUAAAUGAAAAUAAUUCAAUACAAAUUUUAACUAAACGUCCACCUCGUUUCGGUUCUAAUAAUAAUUAUAUAAAUAACAAAGAUAAUAAUGAUAAUAGCAUAAAUAAUACAAAUGCAAUAAUAGAAACAGCAUUUAAAGGUCAUGAUAAUAAUUAUAAUAAUAAUAAUAAUAAUAAUAAUAAUAAUAAUAAUAAUAAUAAUAAUAAUAAUAAUAAUAAUAAUAAUAAUAGCAAUAAUAAUAAUAAUAAUAAUAAUAAUAAUAAAAAUAAUAAUAAUAAUAAUAAUAAUAAUAAUAUUAAUAAUAAUAACAAUAACAUACUUAUUGUCCAAAAUAAUGGAGUUAUAAAAGGUAGGAGUAGACGAAAUAGUAAAUCACGUCAUAUAUCUGUUGCUGGUUUUCAUCGUUGUAGCAGCACUAAUUAUACAACAACUGAUUCUCGUUUAAAUGGUAAUAGCAAUAAUAGUAGUAGCAACAGCAUUCAUUACAAUAAUAGUGAUAAUCAUAACAGUCCCGUAUGUAAUGAAACUGAAAAAGAACAUAAAAGCAUGGAUUCAACAGAUAUUGUGAAAACUUGGAUCUAUAGAAGAAGUUAUGAUGACUCAUUUUACAAGGAUGGCGAUAUAACUGCUGAAUUACGAAACACUCAUAACUCAAACAAUCUGUUACGCAGUCGUCACACACGUUUUUCAUACGAUACGGCUGCGAAUUCAGUAUUCCAUUGGAGGACAGGCGGCUCUGCUGUAGAUUUUCGUGAAAAAUCUUGCGGAAGUGACGGCUGCGGGGUUGGUGGUGUCGGAGGUACCCAUAUAAAUUUAUUCGGCGGUGAAUAUUUAACAAAACAUCAAUCAAUAAAAAUGACUGAUAUAAAUUUGCAAAGGGGCCAUUCACCAAAUUUUAGUCCAUCGCGAAAUAAUGGGACGGAUUCAGAAAGUCUCACUUUAACAGUUCAUUUACCAAAUUCAGGAUUUCGUAUGAUAAAAUUCCACGAAGCAUCAGAUGUUAAACAAAUAAUUAAUUUAAUUGUAAAUAAUAUGAACACUGGGCAUAAAACAAAUUCAAAUUGUUAUGCAUUACGUUUAUUAAAUAUUGUUACCAAAGAAGUACUUUGGAUGCCACAAGAUACUUCAAUAUCGCAAGUAGUUGCACAUAUAUUAAAUCCAUCCUGUCCGAAUCCAGACUGCCCAAAUAAUGAUAAGACAGCAACAGCUAAGAAAAUUUUACAAAAAAAUUUAUCGGCAGGUUUACAUACAACAAGUGUAUGGAGAGCUGAAUUAAGAGUACGUUAUAUACCAAAAAAUUUAAAAGAAUUAUACGAAAAAGAUAGAACAACUUGCCAUUUUUAUUUUGAUCAAGUUAAGCAAGAUUAUAUACAAUCAAAUACACCAUCAGUAGAUCAAGAUAUUGCAAUACAAUUAUGUUGUUUGGGUAUCAGACAUUAUUAUAAGGACACAAAUCAGGCAUCAGAUAAAAAAAAUCAUUUGGAUUAUAUUGAAAAAGAAAUAGGUUUUAGUAAUUUCUUACCAAAAUCUGUGAUACAUACAGUCAAACAAAAAAAUUUGAAAAAAAUGAUACAAGCUGGCUAUAAAAAAGUUUAUAAUUUUACCGAAAUGGAAUACAUGUUAAGAUUCUUUGAACUUCUUCGAUCACAAUAUGUUUACGAUCAGGAAACAUUUGCUGUAACAUUAAGUUCUGCUUGGAAUAUAUCUGGACACCUUUAUAUUGGCCCUCACAUUGGAAUCUCAUACUUAACACAUCCGCAGGCGAAAUUAACAAAAGUUGCUGAUUUUCAAGAUAUUGAAAGGAUUCGAACUUAUAUUUUGCCAGACAAUAACAAGGACAAAGAUAGCCAUCAGGAAAAAUAUCAUUUGCAAUCGAUUAAUUCAUGUAGUGAGUUACAAAAAUUAAAUUCCAGUGUUACAAGUAAUAGCAAUUCAAUAACAAAUAGUCCGUUAAGUAGUAAAAAAUCAAUAAUUGACAAACAAAAAGUAUGCAAUUGCAGAGAAAUCAAAACACAAUUAAAGAUAAAAGUUAGCGGUAACGACGAAGACUUAGUAAUAACCUGUGAUGGUAUUAAUACGGCUGAAAGUAUUGCUGAUUUAGUCGACGGUUAUUGCCGUAUAUGCAACACCAAAGAAAAUAUAUCUGUAUGGAAUAGAUCACAUCAAACACCAAAUACUAGUACAACGAAUUCAUUAGAAAAAUCAAAUAAUUCAACAACAACCAAAGAUAAAACAAACGAAACAGAUGACGGCAAUAAUAUGAGUGAAAGUUGCGAUAAGUCCAAUUCAAAUGAAAAUAAAAAACCAAUAUUAAGUGAAGACUAUGCAGAAAUUGGCUUAAUUGAAGAAGAAGGUGAUUAUUCCACACCAGCUGUACGAAAUUAUGAAUUAGACCGUUCACAAAUAACAUUGAAUGAAAUAAUCGGUGUGGGGCAAUUUGGUGAUGUUCAUAUUGGUACAUGUAGAAUUAAACAACAGAAAACUUCAAGAAAUCGUUUAGGUGAUUCCACAUCAUCAAUUGGUUCAGAUAUGAGUGGUGGGAAUAGUAGUGGUACAGAAAAUAAUAAUGAUACACUAAAUAAUAAAACUGGAUUAAUUCAUGUGGCUGUGAAAACCUGUAAAUCAGAAGAUGAUUCAGCUAAAACGGAAAAGUUUUUGGAAGAAGCUUUUAUAAUGCAAAAAUUUGAUCAUCCUCAUAUCAUUAGAUUAAUUGGAAUAUGUAGCACACCUCCUAUUUGGAUUGUUAUGGAAUUGGCAAAAUUUGGAGAAUUGAGAGCAUAUCUAAAGACAAAUUCAGAUAGAUUGAAAUUGGGCACUCUUCUAUUAUACUGUUAUCAAUUAUCAACAGCUCUCAGUUACCUAGAAUCAAAAAAAUUUGUUCAUCGCGAUAUUGCAGCUAGAAAUGUGCUUGUUAGCUCGUCAACUUGUAUUAAGCUUGCUGAUUUUGGUUUGUCACGUUGGGUUCAGGAUCAAUCAUAUUAUCAUUCAAGCAAGUGCAUGCUUCCGAUAAAAUGGAUGGCACCAGAGUCGAUUAAUUUUCGGCGUUUUACAGCUUCUAGUGAUGUUUGGAUGUUCGGCGUAUGCGUUUGGGAAAUUUUGAUGUUAGGUGUUAAACCAUUUCAAGGAAUAAAAAAUAGUGAUGUAAUAGGAAAAUUGGAAAAUGGGGAACGCUUACCCUUACCUAAUAAUUGUCCUCCUCGUUUAUAUUCAUUGAUGUCACAGUGUUGGGCUUACGAACCUUCAAAGCGACCUAAUUUCAAAAACAUUAAGGAAACCUUAUAUGAUAUUUUGGUUGAAGAACGUUUAAGCGAUUGUGAAGUAAUGCGUAGAGAAAAUAGACGAGUUGCUGCAAUGUCCUGGGGAGCUGGUGAUGAUGUACCACCGCCAAAACCCUCCAGACCAGCAGGAGAUUCAUCAUUGAUGAUUCCGAUGUCUGCAGGGUUAGGAAACUCUGAUGACAUAGAACAGUUUGGUGCACCUCAAACAUAUAUUAUAGCACAAAAUCCAGCCGUUUUAGCUCGUUUGAUGAUGGAAACAGAUCAACGUUCACUAAAUCCCUCCUCUUAUACAACACCAGCCUCGGUAUUUAAUACAAUAGCUGUAGAUGUGGAUGAUACAAAAACUACUAACCUAAUUAAUGUUAAUCCAGCUGAAAUCAGCUUAAAAACUGUUAAAUUACCUGCGGCUGAAUUACUUAAAUUAGAUCCUAUAGUUCCUGACGAAAAUUCCUCUCCCCAAUCCUUAAUACCUAUAAGUUCUUCUCCUUCUUUGGCUAAUUCUCAAAUAUCUUGCUCAGAAAAUCUUUCUUCCUCAGCUGCUUCUGGAGGUAGUGGCAUUACACCAUCAACAACUAUUGACUCACUUGGUUCUACGCCUUCUUCAAAAUCAAAUACUUUGGAUCGUUAUAUCGAUCCUCAUAGUGUAUUACCACAAGGUUUACCACCUAUGUAUCCCCAUAAUCAUAAUCCAACUCAACCAGCAUAUCCAGCUUCGUGUGACGUAAUUAAUACAAAUAUUAACACUUCUCCGAAGCGGCAAAUUAUUCAAUCACAACAAUCUAUUGAAUCAGCCUAUCAGCCAAUGAAUCCGGCCCCAAUAGCUGUGAUGAAUAGUAAUUAUGUAUUGUAUCAUCAACAAAUUCCACCGAAUCAUAUUCAGUAUAUUCAACAACCGUAUGAAAACCAAAUGAAUUCCCUCGAACGAUUACAACUAACUAAGUCAAAUCGUUCAAAUUCCUUAACUCGUCAGUUAAGUGGCGGCCAAGAACCUACUUAUGCAUCUGAUUCCCAUCAAAAUAGUCUUGAAAGACGAAGUCGUACAUCAUACGGUAGUUUAGAACGAAAUCAAAAUAGCGUUCCCGUUGCUCCUCAAUUUUCAAUUCGAAAUAAAGGAGGAAGUUUAGAGCGUAAUCAAUCAAUGUCGAGCGCUUAUGAUCUAAUGAGAAAUCGUGCUGCAUAUCGAGCAAAUAGUCUUGAACGUGGUGGUAAUCCAACUCAUCAAGUUUCAGUAACCCGUUCUGGAAGCUUGGAACGCAAUCCAAGUUAUUUCGCGUAUCGCAAUCAAAUGAAAACUAUUGAACAAGUAGAACCAUUCCAAGAGGAAAUUUAUGAUUUUGGGGGAGCUAACGUUAAAAGUUGUGCUGCUAUUGCAUUAAAUAAAAGUAUUGCUAAAGGUUUAUUACCAGUUGGUACACAAAUACCCGGUAUGUUAAGUAGUGCUAGCAAUAAUUCUAUUAAUCAGCAACAAACUCAGCAAGAAAUAUCAACCCAACAACAAUCUCAAAAUCAAAAUACAAUAUUCUAUCAAGCUCCACAACACCAAAAUUUACAAAUAUCACAAAACUCUACUUAUACUCCAAUGGUACCAAAAUUUUGGCAAACUGGAAAUAUUCCAACAAAAGAUUCAAUUCUAUUUCAAAGUUAUCAUCCCCAAAUGUCUAAUUCACAGCCAACCUCUUUAACAAUUUUGAACCCAGUUGUGUCGCCACAUAAUUUACCUCCUCCACAUUCGCAAAAUCAAGCUAAUCAAAUAAUUGUUGGACCUUGUUUAGCAAUACAACACCAAACACAAAUAUCAACUCAACUUCAAAAUUCUCAAACUGUUCAAUACGUCCAAUCCUGUCCUCCUCCCAAUAAUUCCAUCCUUGGUUUUGGUAAAAAACAAAAUGUUGCUAACUUGCAAAAAGCUUUAAGUAACUCUAAUGAACAAUUUCAUGGUGACGGAAUAACAGAUAUUCAGAAACAAAUUGAUGCGAAAGAGGAAUUGGAAGCUAAAUUAAGAAAACAACAAAUGGAAAGUGAGGUUGAUAGUAAAUGGCUUAUACAAGAAGAAAACAACUUGAAGAAACGUUUAAGUUUAAUAACAUCUCUAAAUGAGCAAGAUGUAAAUAACGUUGUGAGUUCAAGCACAACAACACCACCAAUAAUGCAGAGUAGUUUUAAUCAAGCAACCAGAUUCUCUCCACAGAGUUCAACUACAUCUUGUGGUCCAUCAAGUUUACCUAUCGAUUGUCCCCAAACACCAAAUAGCACGACGAGCUCAAGACCGCAUACACCUGGAUCAAAUCCAGGAACUUUAAAAUCGAGUAAUUCAACAAACGAAAGAAGUACUACACCUUCAUCAUCAUCAGAUGAAAGAGGUGGCCAAAGAUCGUUACGUGCCGAGGUGAUCAAUUCAUUUUCAACGGCAACUACUUCAGCAUCAACAGCCGCAGGAACAACAAAAAUAUGUCCGCUGGAUCGGGCAAACGACACUGUAUAUGCAGCUACAACAGCAGUAGUUAAAGCAAUUAUGAUGUUGAGUCAAGGUGUUGAGAAGGCAAAUGCAUCCCAGUAUUUAGAACUAGUUAAAAAUGUUGGACUGGAAUUGAGAAAUCUUUUAGCUUCAGUUGAUGCAUUAUCUACAGUUUUUCCUGCGCAAGCUCAUAAGGAAGUGGAAAUGGCACACAAAGUUUUGUCUAAAGACAUGUUUGAAUUGGUUGCAGCAAUGCGUUUAGCUCAGCAAUAUAGCGAAACAACAUUAGAUGCGGAAUAUAGAAAAAAUAUGCUAUCAGCAGCCCACAUAUUAGCUAUGGAUGCUAAAAAUUUGCUAGAUGUUGUCGAUUCCAUUAAGCAACGUUUCCCGAAUCUGUUUCUUAACAAACCACCUCAAACUCCAACUGCAAAUGCAAAAUUAGGAACAGUGGUAAACAACGUUUCAACAUCAGUUACAACACUGCAUCAAUCUCCGUCCGUAGAUCUAAAAAACAGACAGCAACAACAACUACAACCAAUACAACAAAAAAAUUUACAACAGCAUGUUGUUGAUUUUAAAUUACAUGGUCAACAACAAUCGUCAGUCCAAUCGACUAAUGAAGAAGGUUAUCAAAUUAUGUGUAGUGAAAAUUAUCAAAAUUUCCCACAACUGCAAAAUAAACAAUUUUUACAUCAUACAACGUCUCCCCCAACAAGUUUAACAGGAAUUUAUGAUAACGAAUGCAUAAUACAACAACAGGUGAAAAAUCUUGAAAUAUCUUCCUCUACAUCAUGUAGUAAUAACAUUUCCUCAAAUACUACCAGCGGAAUAUAUAAUACCGGAAAUAACACUGGUGGUGGUUGUAGUAGUAUAAUAAAUGCAGCAUGUAAUACUGGUAAUUUAGAUUUAAGCACCAUAGGAAAUACAAUGGGAUAUAAUAUUGCAGUGGGAGGAACAAACUCACAAAAGCCUGCUAUUGCAAUAAAACCAUCUAAUAUCCAAAGUAAAUUAAAGCAUAGUAAUUCCUUUAAAUUAUCUUCUGAUAAUUUAUCUAGCAAAGCUAAUAAUUCGAUUAUUGGCAAUGAAAAUAGUACAGCUACAAACACAAAUAAUUCACUCUCAAACUUAUCUUCAAUUAAUUCUAGUAAUACCACAGCAUAUUUAGAUGAACCUCUUAAAAUUAUAGAAGAUCCGAAUGAUUUAUAUUGCAAUACUUCAAGUUUAACGAGCAAUAACUUGAAGAGUGAUAUUUUAACAAAUAAUGGCUUAAAAAUAAUUGAACAAAAUUUAUCAAUAGAAAAUCAAUUAAAUGGAGAAAAUUAGAAAAAAAAUUAUCAUAUAUUUAUUCAUAUACACACAAAUCUGAUAUUAUACUAUUAUUUUUUUAAAUGGAAAUUUUAUUUAUUUUAAUUACUUAAAUUUUUUUACUUAAGUAAAAUACAAUUUAAUAAAGAAUAAUGAAUGUUUACCAGAUCACUUUUUAUUGGAAAUUUUUUUAGAAGUGCAUAUAAUUUGCAUGGUAUAAAUAAAGACAUUUAUGUUAUACCUGAAAAUUUAUUACAAAUUAAACAAAAUGAAUAAUAAAUAUUUAUAAAAUUAAUACAUAGUUCAACUUUAUAAGACAAAAUAAUCAUAAUAUGUAUAUAUGCACAUAUGCGCAACUAUGUAAUUUAAAUUUAAAAAUAAAAGAUUUGACAAACAUCUCAAAUUUUUCAAUAAUUUAUAUUUUAGAGUCUUCAAAGAAGCAAUUAAAAAAUUUUUUUAAGGGAGAUAUUAAAAAUGUAUAAUGAUUUUUUUUCUUAAUUUUUUAUCCAUUUAAGACCUAUUAAAAAAACGAUAAAACAUUCUUUGUAAAAUGCUGUGGCUUAACUUAAGCAAGUAUAAUAAUUCAAAUAAAAAAAAAGAUUUUCUUAUAUAUGAAACAAA